CCGCGGCCGGUGUCAAGGCCCCGCAGGUGGCAGCAUCCCGGCAUGUGCGGUGCGCCUGGCCUACGCCUCAAGAACCACCGUGCGCGCGCUCUUUCCCGCGGCUGGUGUCAAGGCCCCGCAGGUGGCGGCGUGCCGGCAUGUGCGGUGCGCCCCGCCUACGCCUCAAGAACCACCGUGCGCGCUCUCUUUCCCGCGGCUGGUGUCAAGGCCGCAGGUGGCAGCAUGCCGGCAUGUGCGGUGCGCCCCGCCUACGCCUCAAGAACCGCCGUGCACGCGCCCUUUCCCGCGGCCGGUGUCAAGGCCCCGCAGGUGGCGGCGUGCCGGCACGUCUGGUGGCAGCAUGCCGGCAUGUGCGGUGCGCCCGGCCUACGCCUCAAGAACCGCUUUGCCCGCGCCCUUUCCCGCGGCCGGUGUCAAGGCCCCGCAGGUGGCGGCGUGCCGGCACGUCAGGUGUGCCCGGCCUACGCCUCAAGAACCGCCGUGCAUGCGCCCUUUCCCGCGGCUGGUGCCAAGACCGCAGGUGGCAGCAUGCCGGCACGUCAGGUGUGCCCGGCCUACGCCUCAAGAACCACCGUGCGCGCGCCCUUCCCCGCGGCUGGUGUCAAGGCCCCGCAGGUGGCAGCAUGCCGGCAUGUGCGGUGGCAGCAUCCCGGCAUGUGCGGUGCGCCCGGCCUACGCCUCAAGAACCACCGUGCGCGCGCCCUUUCCCGCGGCUGGUGUCAAGGCCCCGCAGGUGGCGGCGUGCCGGCAUGUGCGGUGCGCCCCGCCUACGCCUCAAGAACCACCGUGCGCGCGCUCUUUCCCGCGGCUGGUGUCAAGGCCGCAGGUGGCAGCAUGCCGGCAUGUGCGGUGCGCCCCGCCUACGCCUCAAGAACCGCCGUGCACGCGCCCUUUCCCGCGGCCGGUGUCAAGGCCCCGCAGGUGGCGGCGUGCCGGCACGUCUGGUGGCAGCAUGCCGGCACGUCCGGGGCGCCCCGCCUACGCCUCAAGAACUACCGUGCACGCGCCCUUUCCCGCGGCUGGUGUCAAGGCCCCGCAGGUGGCGGCGUGCCGGCACGUCUGGUGCGCCUGGCCUACGCCUCAAGAACCGCUUUGCCCGCGCUCUUUCUCGCGGCCGGUGUCAAGGCCGCAGGUGGCAGCAUGCCGGCACAUCCGGGGCGCCCCGCCUACGCCUCAAGAACUACCGUGCACGCGCCCUUUCCCGCGGCUGGUGUCAAGGCCCCGCAGGUGGCAGCAUGCCGGCAUGUGCGGUGGCGGCGUGCCGGCACGUCUGGUGCGCCCGGCCUACGCUUCAAGAACCACUGUGCACGCGCCCUUUCCCGCGGCUGGUGCAAGGCCGCAGGUGACAACGUGCCGGCACGUGCGGCGUAUGCCGUCUUCUGUCAUCGGUGUCCAGGCACGCAGUCGUGCCGGGGUUAACCAAGGCCUUCAUCAAGCCGGUCACCGGUUAGCGCCAUGGAGCGCUGUCGGUGAUAGCCUCAUGCAUGGCCCGCCCUGCAUGGCGGCGGGGUGCUGCUCAACCGCUUGGACAGCGCCAGACCCGCAAUGCUGCUGCCUUUAUGGUGCUUGCUAGGCGAGCGUCAGGCCGUACCGACACAAAGGUCUACGUACGCAAUAGUUCCGCAACGCACGUCAAUAAAAGGCCGCGUUAGCAAUGCAGUAGGAAUCUCGUCGCACGGACUGUGCUGCAGCGGCGCCCAGCAAUGGCAGUGCACCCAUCCCUGACAGGUGCGGAUGCGGAGCUGCACGUAUGAGCGUAACCUGGUUAUCGUCCGGCAUUGGAGCUUAAUGGAGCUGCCUGUCCAUGGUGCGGCGCGCCCUGGUGGCACCUCAACCAGUGGACCAACCAGCGGACGAACGCUUGGUGUGCAGGCAACGAGUGGAUGGGCAGCGCAAGGCGGCAGGUGCGUGCGGUUCUGGUCCUACUCCUGGCGAAUGGUGGCUGUGUUCACCAUUACCAGCAGCUGCCGAGGGAGACUUCAUACGUGGCCAAUCCAAGUAACGAUAUAUUGCUUUGCUGAGGUAUUGUGCGUUCCCAUUUUACUCCUUGCUCUGCAUGGGGCUUGGUGCUGGCGCAAGCACGCAACGCGGUGCAACACGGGUGCCGGCCUCCACACCGGCCUUGCCCAGCUCAACAGUCGGGAGGGCGUGCGCGGAUGGUCUGAUGAAGCUAUGGCGCCGUGCUGGCGGGUGCGGACUGUUGUGGAUGUGUGAGAUCACUGCUGUGUUGCAUAAGGCAGAGGACACGGGCGCUAGAGGUGGCUCUGGGCUAGUGCGGCCUGGGCGCGCUGGGGCGCGGGCGCAAGGGCUGGGCGAGCGCCAUGGGGCCGGCGUGCCGCGAUGACAAAUGCAUAUUAAUGAUUGCAUGCAAAAGAGUAUAUUUGUUUGACUGCUUCGAGAACAACGCCUCUUCCAAAGCUCCUGGCAUGACAUUGGCAAGCUUUUUGGAUUCCACGAGG
This is a messenger RNA of Chlamydomonas reinhardtii, 2459 nucleotides long. RefSeq lists its product as uncharacterized. NCBI's taxonomy places the organism in Eukaryota, Viridiplantae, Chlorophyta, Chlorophyceae, Chlamydomonadales, Chlamydomonadaceae. The record is from RefSeq and is a predicted model, not a curated record. The coding region runs from base 43 to 1419 and encodes 458 amino acids. The transcript has 9 exons.